Messenger RNA from Capra hircus (goat), 2368 nucleotides. RefSeq names its product CD84 molecule (gene CD84). The record is from RefSeq and is a predicted model, not a curated record. Gene Ontology annotation, biological process: negative regulation of interleukin-6 production; regulation of macrophage activation; T cell activation. Gene Ontology annotation, cellular component: external side of plasma membrane. Bases 3 to 1052 code for a protein of 349 amino acids. NCBI's taxonomy places the organism in Eukaryota, Metazoa, Chordata, Mammalia, Artiodactyla, Bovidae. The transcript has 8 exons.
GAAUGCCAUGCUGUGUGCAGAAGUUUAUAGUGAAAAAGAUGGCUCAUCACCACCUAUGGAUCUUGCUCUUUUGCCUACAAACCUGUCUGGAAGCAGCUGGAAGCGACACAGACAUCUUCAUAGUGAAUGGGAUUCUGGGGGAGUCAGCUACUUUUCCCUUAAAUAUCCAACCAUCACAGAAAGUUACCUUCAUUUCUUGGCAUUCCAAAACAUCUGUUGCUUUUGUAGCACCAGGAAACUUCGGAGAAGAACCCAUAGUUACCAUAACCCACCAAAAUUACCAUGAACGAAUAAAUGUCUCAGGUCAGAACUAUAACCUGGAGCUCAGAAAUCUGAAGAUUGAAGACUCAGGGAUCUACAAAGCUGACAUAAAUGUAGAGACCUCUAAAAUGACCACCACCAGGUCCUACAACCUUCAAGUUUAUCGUCGUCUUGGGAAGCCAAAAAUUACUCAGAGUUUCGUGACAUCUGUGAACAGCACCUGUAAUGCCACACUGAUGUGCUCUGUGGAUAAAGAAGAAAAGAAUGUGACAUACAGUUGGAGUCCACGAGGGGAAGAGGGCAAUGUCCUUCAAAUCUUCCAGACCCCUGACAACCAAGAGGAGACUUACACGUGUACAGCAUGGAAUCCUGUCAGCAACAAUUCUGACUCCAUCUCUGCCCAGCAGCUCUGUACAGACAUCACAAUGAGCCCCCAUAUUCACCGCACUGGACUGAUGAGUGGGCUGGCUGUGCUUUCUCUGCUUAUAAUCAUUCUUUCAGUGGUUUUGUUCCUUUUGUGCAAGAAAGAAGGUUCCUUCUUGAACAACUUCAGUAAGAACCCUGAUGCUUCCUCAAAGAAAACAAUUUACACAUACAUCACAGUUUCAAGAAAAGCCCAGGCAGCAGAGUCCAGGAUCUAUGAUGAGAUCCCCCAGUCCAAGGUGCUCCCCACCAAGGAGGAGCCAGUGAACACAAUUUACUCCAUGAUGCAGUACUCUGAUAAGAUGGAGAAAACCAGCACUCAGAACAGCAAACCGCUUGGGACUUCAUGCUAUGAAAUUGUGAUCUAGGCUUCCAGAUGGAAUUCUCCCCACAGAAACUGAGCUGCAACCACACAUACUGGCAGAUGAUCCAGACCUAGAGUUGUUCUGCCCGGAUCUUACCCAGAGAUUACAGAUCACCAGAUUCCAAAUGUAAGCAAAGAAGGAGACACUCUGUUGCUGGGCAUAACUUGUACUGAAAUAGACAAAUGCAUCAUGCCCUUUCUAAGAUGGCUCACUUCCUAACAAAUAGCAAGGCAGAUCCCUUGGCACAGUGCUUCUCAUCCUUCUUCACACUGCAACACAUGGAGAAAAUAAUUUUUAUGAUAAAAUAGAAUAAACAAUCAAGAUUGCUCAUGGCUGGAGGCUGUAUAUGACUGGAGGAGAUGACUCUUCCCAGCAACCUCAUAUGUGGAGGAUCAAUAUUUACACACCUGUAACCUGCCAUGACACACCACUUAAGAGCCUCUGUUCACACUCAAUAUAUGGGAGAAGCCCUGGUGCAUGGCCUCACCCAGACCCCUACACCUUGGGCAGAUAAGCCUCUCAUUCAAGUGCAUGACUUGAUAUAUGGAGUGUGGACUGCAUUUCAGGCUCUGUUUGUCCCUUUGCCUGGAAACAUUUGUUCAGGGUAUACCUGGCUGGACCAGCCCAACCCUAUAUCACUGUGUGGCAUGGAAAGAUGUCAGAGCCGUGGGUCUCAGCUGUGCAGACACACUCUUCCAGUGGAGUGUUGGAACAUGUUCUUUCUGUAAGGACUAGACUUCUGGGGCAUUUUUCUUUAGACUUCACUUCAGGAACCACAUAAUAUUUUUUUUAUGGCUAAGUUUUCCUUCUGUAUCCCUCUGCAAUGGUUCAUUUUGUGUGUCAACUUAACUGGGACAUGGGUUGCCCAGAUAUUUGGUUAAGCAUUAUUCAGGAUGUGAGUGUGAAGGAUGAGAUAAGCAUUUGAAUUGAUACACCUUGUAAAGCAGAUUAAUCCUCCUCUCCACGUGGGUGGCAUCAUCAAAUCAAUUGAAAAUCUGAAUAUUAAAAAAGGCAGAGUAAGGGAGAAUCUAUUCUCUCUCACUGCCUGACUGUCUUUGAUCUGAGACAUUAGCCUUCUGCCUUGCAUUUGGACUGGAACUUCCACCAUCAGCUUUCCUGGUUCUCAGGCCUUUCAACUCAGACCUCUUCAGCUUGCUUACAGAUCUUAGAAUUUCUCAAUCUCUGUAACCACAUGAGUCAAUUCCUUUAUAGCUAUUUCCUAUAGUUCUGUUUCUCUACAAAACCAAACUAAGAUACACUCCAAACUGCCUCAUCAUGAAAAAGAAGGCAUCUCCAAUAAAGCCAUUCUCCAAAAGGAA